This is a messenger RNA of Kockovaella imperatae, 496 nucleotides long. RefSeq lists its product as hypothetical. The coding region runs from base 30 to 464 and encodes 144 amino acids. Lineage: Eukaryota; Fungi; Basidiomycota; Tremellomycetes; Tremellales; Cuniculitremaceae. The transcript has 7 exons. The record is from RefSeq and is a predicted model, not a curated record.
CUUACAUUCAUUUGUAUCCUUCCUCAGACAUGCCUUGGCAGAAGACAUUUGCCUUGCCUGAGUGCGGAAAGGGCAUGCACCUCAUCCAGCGCGAGGUGCUGCAAGCGUGCCAGGAUGGUCUGAAGGACAUCAAAAUUGGGAUAUUCACACUAUCAUGCCUUCAUACUUCCGCUGGCCUGACGGUGAAUGAGAACUUUGAUCCGGCCGUGAGACGAGACAUGGACAUGGCACUCGAUAGAAUUGUGCCCGAAUCCUUCCCCUGGGAGCACACUGACGAAGGCCCGGAUGAUUCUGUAUCGCAUCUCAAAACUUCCAUUGUCGGCAACUCGGUGACCAUUCCAAUCAGCAAUGGGCGCCUUGUCCUAGGUCAAUGGCAAUCCAUCUACCUGUGCGAGUUCAGGGAGAGCGGCGGAUUCGGACAGAAUGGACAAGGCCGCAAAGUAGUUGCGACUAUUCUACCAUGAGGCAAGCGAUUUCGUGAUGCAUGGUCGUGAUU